AUGAAACAUGGAGGGAAAAAUUACCUUCGAUAUUUUUGUAUAAAUACCCUACCGUCGAUAAGCAUAGUCACCAGUUACUUCUCUUCUGUUCAUUUGAUUAAGUACAACAAUCAAAACAACACACCAAAAAUGGCCGCUAAGAUGAUCAUAUUCACUGCCUGUGUGGCCACCGCACUCGCCCAAUACUCUGCCCCUGCUUACAAGCCAGCGUACUCAGCGCCCGCUUACUCCGCACCUAAGGCAUACGCCCCGGAACCCACAUACGCCCCGAAACCUUACAGCUUCGAAUACAGCGUAAACGACCCACACACCUACGAUGUGCACAGCCAAUCUGAGCACAGCGACGGAUACGGCAACGUCAAAGGAACUUACAGCCUUUUGGAAGCCGACGGUUCCACCCGCGUCGUCGACUACACCGCUGACUCCUACGGUUUCAACGCUGAAGUCAAGAAAAUCGAAGGACACGGUUACAGCGCACCCGCCCCAGCCUACAAAUCCGCCCCGGCCUACAAGCCCGCUUACUCCGCACCAGCUUACUCUGCACCAGCUUACUCCGCACCAGCUUACUCUGCACCAGCUUACUCUGCACCGGCUUACUCUGCACCAGCUUACUCUGCACCAGCUCACUCUUACGCCGCCCCGGCUUACAAACCAGCCCCAUACAAGGCAUACUAA
Molecule: messenger RNA, 675 nt
Organism: Macrosiphum euphorbiae (potato aphid)
Lineage: Eukaryota; Metazoa; Arthropoda; Insecta; Hemiptera; Aphididae
Source: the annotation of a GenBank genome assembly